This is a messenger RNA of Trichoplax adhaerens, 453 nucleotides long. RefSeq lists its product as uncharacterized. The record is from RefSeq and is a predicted model, not a curated record. Lineage: Eukaryota; Metazoa; Placozoa; Uniplacotomia; Trichoplacea; Trichoplacidae. The coding region runs from base 1 to 453 and encodes 150 amino acids. The transcript has a single exon.
AUGGCAGAAGAGACAAGUUUAAGCCAAGCCGAUUCAGAUCAAACAUUCAAAAUCGAUCGAAUGGGAAAAUUUAGACGACCCAUCCGAUAUCGGCCAGGCAAAUCUUACUCAGCUAAUAACGAUAAAACAAAUGUAGUGAGAAAUUUGGAAGCUACAGAGGAUCUAUCUCAAAACCAUGCUGUUAACCAUGAUACAAGAAAAGAAAAUCAAUCUAUUUCGAGGCAAUUACUGUAUGAAUGUGACGAAAUGAUGAUCGAUUAUUUUAUGGAUGGAGAUUAUAUCGCACGGCAACUUCAAGAGGUAAAAUUACAAUGUCGUCGAGAUAUUAUGACGGAAUUCGACAACACCUUUGCCAAUGUAAUUCAUCAUCUGGAAAAUAAAACGAAACAGUCUGUUUCUCGAACACCGUUAAUUGAAAAUAAAACCAUCAUUCGUGCUUUUAAACGUACUUAA